UACAGUAGUCGAAAAGCAUGGAGAACAGCGAGUUAGUUCCGGUAAAAUCAGACAGUGAUAUUGAUUGGUUGUCCACGGUAAAAACGUCAUUCUUUGCGACAGUAACUUUAUUUAGUAGCUACUAACUACGAUGUAACUUAAGUGGCAGUAGUGCAACCGACAAAGAACGCAGCGCUAGUUUCAAACUAUCUAGUUUCAACGUAAGACUUAAGGUAUAUACUUUACACCAUAAUUUACGAUCGAACUUACGCUAAGCUGGUGCAACCCACCACUGUCAGCAGGACUGCAGAGGAAACUUAAUCUCAAAAAGAGAAGCAUAGCUACUUGACAGAAUGGAGAACAGACAGGGGCAGACUUGCAGCACAGAGCAGCCUGGGAAUUUGCUGUCAAGCGGCACCAAUCUCAAUUUCAUAUUUAGCCAGAACCUGGGGGGGCUUGACACAUUUUGCCACUGGCCAGCCCCCAUUUCGUAAAUUUCCCGAUGGCCAGUCUGUGCAUGACAGCAGAUGAUGCUCAGGUAUGCACUGCCAUCCUUACUGCCAGCCCAACUGAAGCAGUAUGUGACACUACGUAGCUAAAGCUACACUGUUUCCAUUACGAGUUUAACUUGAUUUGCUUCCACUAUGUUCUUAAGUCGGGUCAAUGCACAAAACACUAUCUGUUGCCUUGCUGUUGAAUCAGAAUUAAUCUUGUGCAAGGCAGGGAACUUUAAAUGAAAACUCACCAUUAGUGCCCUCCCCACAAAAAGCAGAAGAUGUGAAAUGUAUUCUGCACUUAAGAGACAAAAGCGGAAAAAACGCUCUGUGGUUGCUCAUUUCCUGUUCUCAGUCUUGGUACAGUAUUCUAACACCAGACUGCAGAAUACGGAAGUUCCGCUUAAACCUUCUCUCCCUGACGGAGUAGUGCUCGGGCUGGGGUAAGAACUGGGCAGAAUUUGGUGAUAAAUCCCACAAGUGUGCCAUUAUCCUCUCCUCUGCGGAGGAGACACGGACGCGUGAGACGAUGAGUCGAGGACAGAAGUCCAAGACACAGGAAAACGGCCCAAGUUCUCUGCUAAGCAAUGAAGAGAACAACACCAUAAUCGACCUACUGGGGCGGAGAUGUGUGAGCUUGACCACAGCUGUGGCCCAGUUAUUGAUGGCUCUGCCUCACAGUCCCAACGAGUGGAAGCUCCAGCAUUGUGGCGUGUUGUGUUUCGUCAAGGACAAUCCACAGCGCUCCUAUUUUAUCCGUCUCUUUGACGUCAAGCAAGGAAAGCAGGUUUGGGAACAGGAGCUGUACAAUCAGCUGUCGUAUAGCUGCCCUUUCCCCUUCUUCCAUACAUUUGCUGCAGAUGACUGUCAGGUGGGGCUGAACUUUGCGAGUGAGCAGGAAGGAGAAAUGUUCAGAACAAUUGUGGAGGAGAAAAUAAGUCAGAGAACCAAUCGCCAAGAGAAGCGACAGCAUCCUACAUCAUCCCCUGCUGAUGACAGAAGAUUGCCUCCACCUCUUCCUCCACCGAAUGGAUCAAUGUCGAAUGUGGACGGAAUGGCGACGGUGGACAUCCAGAACCCAGACAUCCUGCCAUCGCGCUAUCGCUCUACAGUUGCUCCCACCCCAGUGCCUGCCUCCUUCUCCAAGGGAAAAAAGGACAAAAAGAACAAAAAGAAAGGAAGCAAAAUCUCCAAGGCUGAUAUUGGGGCUCCCAGUGAUUUUAAGCAUGUAACACACGUAGGAUGGGAUCCUAACGCAGGAUUUGAUACAAACAACCUGGAUCCUGACUUGAAAAAGCUCUUCAACUGUGCUGGCAUCAGUGAUGCCCAGUUGACAGAUGCAAAGACCUCAAAGAUCAUCUAUGACUUCAUUGAGCAGUCGGGCGGCCUUGAGGCAGUAAAAAUGGAAAUGAGGAAACAAGAAUCUGCUCCACCCCCACCAGACAGAGUAGGGCCACACCCGACCCCCUCCCGAGGACGCACGGGACCCCUCCCCCCUAUUCCAGGUCCACCUCGGAGUUCUGCACCCCCACCAAAUCGUGGACCGCUCCCUCCUCCACCUCCUGCUGGAAGGAGUGGCCCGCCACCCCCACCUCCUCCUGCCCCACAGAGUCAGCGUGCUGCUGGGGCCCCCCCUCCGCCUCCUCCAGCGGCCUCCAUGCAAAUGGGAGGAGGAGGAGGAGGAGGUGGAGGAGGUCCCCCGCCUCCCCCUCCUCCGCCACCACCUCCCCCAGCUCCCAGUGUUGGUGGAGGUCUACCUCCUCCUCCCCCACCCUCGUGUGGAAGUCCACAAACACCGAGCCCGGCUCCAUCUGGAGAAAGUAGAGGGGCACUGCUGGACCAGAUCAGGCGUGGCACAAAGCUUAAAAAUGUGACAGACAAUCCUGAGCUUCCCCCCCCUGUGCAAGAUUCCAGUGAAGGGAUUGUGGGAGCUCUGAUGAUGGUCAUUCAAAAGAGAAGCAAAGCGAUUCACUCCUCCGACGAAGGAGAAGAUGAGGCCGUUGACGACGACGAUGACGACGAAUGGGACGAUUGAACAGUUUCAUAUUUAUUUUCCUGCUUUUGCUGUGUCCUUGACUGAGGGCAUUUCUUCCUAUGCUGGUCAGAAUCAGGCCCCCCCCCCGUCUCUGGUAGGGGUGGGGCCAUCGCAGUGAGACACACGGGCAGGACACCCCUCUGCCGGGAGGCUGGCAACAUGCCAGCACCACAGGCAAGGGAGCCACUAGAGAUUUUGGGCCCCAAGAAAUUAUAUCGGGCCCCCAAGCCCAGACCAAUCCAAUUAUGUUCCAAAUUUUUUAGGGCUCUUGUCAGUCAGACGACAGCCCCCCCCCUUACGCCACCCGACCAAAGCUGGUGUUACGUUACAUGAGCAUUUUAUACUGUGUGUAUGCAGAUUGGAAGUGCUCUGAAUUUUACACAGAGUAUAAUCCCUCUGACUGGGUGAGUGGCUCUAGCUAUUUGUGGCCUUUUACAUCCUGCAUCUGAAGCGUUUGCACAGUACUGAAGACAACUUUGAUGUAUCUAGUAUCUAUACUUACUUGCGUUCUUGUGUCUCUAAUUAAUUUCUAUGGAAUAAAAAACAUCUUUUUUUACGAUUACUUAAAA
Molecule: messenger RNA, 3077 nt
Organism: Paramormyrops kingsleyae
Lineage: Eukaryota; Metazoa; Chordata; Actinopteri; Osteoglossiformes; Mormyridae
Gene: wasb
Product: WASP actin nucleation promoting factor b
Biological process (GO): actin filament organization
Molecular function (GO): actin binding
Source: RefSeq, a predicted model, not a curated record